Molecule: messenger RNA, 1621 nt
Organism: Cynara cardunculus var. scolymus (artichoke)
Lineage: Eukaryota; Viridiplantae; Streptophyta; Magnoliopsida; Asterales; Asteraceae
Product: zinc finger CCCH domain-containing protein 13
Exons: 11
Coding region: 176-1498 (440 amino acids)
Molecular function (GO): metal ion binding
Source: RefSeq, a predicted model, not a curated record
UCGUCCUACAACACCCUUCGGGUCUCGGUCUCAAACCUCGAAAAUGGGGUGUUACAGGUUUGUAUAGUGUGAGAAAAACAGAAUUAGGUUGGAUUGGCAUGGAAUAAUUGGGAAGCUUAUUACUGGUAAUCUCUCCCUCUUCCUCUCUACACGAUUACAUGUCAUCAAAUUAACAAUGGUGGAACGCAAGCUCUACAAAACAAGGCUCUGCGUACUCUAUAAAAAGGGUCAUUGCCCUCGUCAGACCUGCUCUUUUGCUCAUGGCGAUGCUGAGCUCCGUCGAUUUAAUACUUCUUCCUCCUUCAAUGGGAGACGGGACUAUCAUGGUAGUGAUUUAAGAGAUAAGCUAGGCAGACGGCAUUCUCCAUCUCGGAGAAACUUCCUUGACACAGAUGCAACAGAUCGACGCCCAUUUCGUGGACAUGAUUCUCCAAGGUCUGGGAAAAAUAGUGACUGGAAUCACAAAAAGAGACAGCAGUUUGAUGGUGAAAGUGAUUUCUCAGGAAGCUUGAGAAUGUCAGAUGGGGCCAAAGAUCAAGCCAAGGACAGAAAACCCACAUCCUUAGAAUUCAAGAAUGCUCAUGACGAGCAGUUGAAACAACUGAAAUCGGAAGUGGAUAUGCUGGAAGAUGACAAGCAACAUCUCGAGAUCUAUUUGGAAGAAAGGGUGCAAGAAGCAGAUAGUCUAAAUUCUAAAAUUAACGAGCUUGAGAUGCAAUUGUCCUCAGAGAAAGAUGAAUAUAAAAGAAUCUCCUCUAAAAUUCGGAAGUUUGUCAAGGCAUAUAAUCAUCAUUCAAAGAUACAAGACGAAUUGAAGAGGUCAGAAGCUCGUCUCCAAAAGCUUGGGGAACAUCUUGGUUCGGAUGUCAGAACUGCCACUAAUGAAGAGGAUGUCAACAUUAAUAUAUUGAGUGAAGAAGAGAUGUUGGGUAAUCAUUUAACGGGCCCAAGAAUUAAGCAACAUAAUGAUGCUUCUCCAAGCAAGAAAAGGUUGCGGGUAAGAGCGUAUGAAGAUCUAAAACAAGCAGAGAAUGUAACAAAAGGAGAAGGGCUUAGUACUGGAAGAGCGAGAUUCGAAAAGCAUUCUAGAUGGGAUCCAGACCUUACUCAAUUCAAAGACAGCAAGGAAAUUGGAAGAGAUAUAAAUGGAAUCAGCAAUGGUAGAUCUUUACUAAAUGAAGGCAAGCCUAAGCAUAGCAUGUUCACCAGCAGUCCCUUGGCAGAUAAGUUAAAAGAUUCCAAGUCAGGCCUUGAUUUCCCAAUAACUGGGAUUGCAGCUCAUGCAGCUGACGAACUCGUUGAUGUGGUUGAACUGGAUGAAAAGUUUGAGGAAGAAGAAACUUAUUAUAUGAGAGGAGAGAAGGGUCAACUUCCAUUGCCGCCGCCACCACCUCCACCCCCACCUCCUUCAGUUCUGCAAAAAGCUUACUUACAGUACAAGGAGAAAGAUGAGAAUGCAGAUGUGGAUGAUGAGAUGGUGGAUGUGGAUAUUGUUUAAUUUUGUGUUACUUCAUCCAUGUUGUAUUGGUUUUCUUUAUUUGUAUCAACAUCAACCUGCACUUGUGAAGCUCUUUGCAAAAUCAAGAUUCGACUACCGGUUUUGUAUGAUGUAUGCUUUUCA